CUGUACCAAGCCUCGAUCCGAUCAAGUCCGUAGCGUCGAUAGAGUCAGUCAACCCCCUGCUCUCAACUUCCCCUGCUGCUGCUUUUCCCUUUCGUCGUCGUCCCCCACUCCACUACCGGAUGUCUCUGCCCCCAAGAAUUCCAUACACAACCCCGCGUUGCUGCAGCAGCAGGUAGGUGGCCGCGAUCGAGGCUGGGGGAGACCGCCGCGAUAAAUACCUUUAACAAUAUUCCAGGAGGCGAGGACGAGGAGGCGCCGAUCUGCUGCGGCGCCCGGCGCGAGCUCGAGGAGCCGUUGGUCUCACACCGCGGGGGAGGAAACGCACGCCGCCCCGACACAAUGGCAGAUAUCCAGUUAGGGUGUUACACUAUAAAGUCCCAUGGAACCAAAUUGGCAAGAUUGCACAUGUAUGACUGGAUAAUACUUCUCCUCCUUGCUGUCAUAGACGGACUGUUGAAUAUAAUUGAACCGUUUCACCGUUUCGUUGGGAGGGACAUGAUGACUGACUUGAGAUAUCCUUUGAAGGGCAAUACAGUGCCGUUUUGGGCUGUUCCGCUAAUUGGAAUUGUACUACCUUGUGCCAUCUUCGGUGGCAUUUACUUCAAAAAGAAGAAUUUCUAUGAUUUGCAUCACGGCAUACUGGGGAUUCUAUAUUCGGUGCUCAUAACUACAGUUAUUACUGAUGCAAUUAAGGAUGGUGUUGGCCGCCCACGUCCAGAUUUUUUCUGGCGCUGUUUCCCUGAUGGAAAUGCCGUUUAUGAUAAUAUAACUACUGGUGUUAUAUGCCAUGGAGAGAAGAGUGUAAUCAAGGAAGGUCACAAGAGCUUUCCAAGUGGACACACUUCCUGGUCUUUUGCUGGUCUAGGCUUCCUUGCGUGGUAUUUAGCUGGGAAAAUCACGGCUUUUGAUCACAGAGGACAUGUUGCGAAGCUAUGCAUAGUGUUUCUGCCUCUUCUAACUGCUGCACUUGUGGCUGUUUCUCGAGUGGAUGACUACUGGCAUCACUGGCAAGACGUAUUUACAGGCGCUCUUAUAGGCCUUACAGUUGCUUCAUUUUGUUAUCUGCAGUUUUUCCCAUAUCCGUAUGAAGCAGAUGCUUUCUGGCCUCAUGCAUACGCCUUCCAGUUAACCGAGGAAAGCAACAGUAGAAAUGCAAACUCCUACAGUGUGAGACCAACUGAGAUCGAAACUGUCACUAUUCCUGCCCAUGGUGGAAUUGCCCUCGGAGACACCAGCCCUAUUCUAGACAACAUGGAGUCCGGAAGGAGAUUGUGAUAUCCCAGAGUCUGGACAGGAGAUGUCUCAAAUACCCUGAUCAUCCCGAUCUGUGGAGCUGUUUCCGUGUAUACAGGUAGAUCUAUUGUAGAGCUGUCAACUUCCUCCUCUGUAUUGAACUUCGGUGUCCACAGUUUGUUUCACUUUGACUCAGACUGCAUAGAUGAUUUCGUAACCCUGGCUGUACAUCAUCUAGUGGUUCUUAUUUUUCGACGAGCAUGUACAUUAUUAUAUGCUUAUGGAUUGAGUUUAGGACUGUGCUAAAAAAAUGUUGGUUUACCUUA
Molecule: messenger RNA, 1559 nt
Organism: Phragmites australis (common reed)
Lineage: Eukaryota; Viridiplantae; Streptophyta; Magnoliopsida; Poales; Poaceae
Product: lipid phosphate phosphatase 2-like
Exons: 9
Coding region: 340-1275 (311 amino acids)
Biological process (GO): phospholipid metabolic process
Molecular function (GO): phosphatidate phosphatase activity
Source: RefSeq, a predicted model, not a curated record